UACCGAGGUUGCUCGUGUGGUUCAUUUCGAAGUUCUUGCAAUGUAGCACAAAUUCUGGCAUCAAAACCAGUUGAAAAGUAUGACCGCAUUAAACGCAGAUCUUUCGUUCAACAGUUUAAGGAUAUCUUUGAAGGCCAGUUGGGUUCAUUGAACUUUUCCCAAAAUCAGGUGAUCAGUAAACUGAGUUGGGCCACUAAUACUUUGGCUCAAUUGGCUCCUUUGCUAAGAAAGGACCAUUUGUUGUGCAGAAAGAUGCUGGGUCGGAAUAAUUUUUUCGCAGUGUUAUUUAUUAAUAUUUUGUUAGCCACAACUUUUGCAGAUGAGCACGAUCAUAAGUAUGCUGAUGGGGAGCAGAUUGUAUUAUGGAUGAAUACUGUUGGUCCCUAUCACAAUCUACAGGAAACUUAUGCUUACUUCAACCUCCCAUUCUGCAGAGGUCCGGUUGAAAACGUGGAACAUUAUCAUGAGACUUUAGCAGAAAAACUUCAAGGGAUUGAACUCCAAUUCAGUGGCCUUGACAUUCGAUUUAAAAGAAACGUUGUCAAGACGGAAUUUUGUCGCAAACGCCUAUCCGAAGCGGAGUCAGACAGGCUGAUUUUAGCCAUUUACGAGCGCUAUUGGUACCAAAUGUACUUGGAUGCUCUCUCAAUAGUGGGAGUUGUUGGCGAAAUCCGCGAUGAUGUUCCCAUGCUCUGGACUCACAAAAAAAUUGAAAUUUUCUAUAAUCACGAUCAGAUUGUUGGAGUCUCACUUGGCACUUCGGAUCCUGUUCAAGUCACUCCUGGGGCUAAAAUAAUUUUCACUUAUGAAGUUGUGUGGACUGAAUCCACUCUGCCCUUCGAUAAACGCUCUGAUGUCUAUCUGGACACUGGCUUCUAUGUACACAGGAUUCACUGGUUCUCUAUCUUCAAUUCCUUCAUGAUGGUAAUCUUCCUCGUCUUGCUGGUCUCGAUGAUUCUAAUAAGAACACUUCGUAAGGACUACGCUCGAUAUAACCGCGUGGAUGGUCUUGAAGACUUGGAACGCGAAUUGGGCGACGAAUAUGGUUGGAAACAGGUGCACGGAGAUGUUUUUCGCAGUCCUGCCGGCUCACUCUACCUCUCCUGUCUCAUUGGCAACGGCGUACAUAUCACUGUGGUGUCAAUAGUUGUCACAGUUCUUGCCCUAAUAGGUAAACUGUACAUAGAACGUGGUGCUAUUCUUUCAACUAUAAUCUUUGUCUACGCCCUCUUAUCACCUUUGAAUGGAUUCGUUGGUGGUCGCACUUAUUGCUCUCUUGGGGGAAAGAAUUGGAUUCGUCAACACUUCUUGGGCAGCCUUCUUGUGCCCGCACUACUAACUGCAAUUGCACUCGUUGUAAAUACUCUAGCCCUCUUCUAUCAAACCUCCCGUGUGCUGCCCUUCCUCACUGUGCUAUCUGUGUUUUCAAUCAUCGCUUUUGUUAUCAUACCCCUUAAUUUGAUCGGAACGGUUGUAGGGCGCAAUAUUGGCCGGCCAAGUGCACUAGGGGCUGCUGGUGGGUCAUCUGCUAGUCCCUGCAGAGUGAAUGCAGUUCCACGUCCCAUUCCAGCCGUUAAGUGGUACACUAAGCCUCUGAUAAUCUCCCUUAUCGGUGGUGUGCUUCCAUUCGGCUCUAUCUUCAUCGAAAUGUACUUUAUCUUUACGUCAUUCUGGGCAUACAAGGUGUACUAUGUGUUUGGAUUUACCCUGCUGGUGAUCUUCAUUCUGAUUAUAGUGACCGGCUGUUCUACUGUUGUUUGCACCUAUUUCCUGCUGAAUGCUGAGGACUAUCGUUGGCAGUGGAUUAGCUUUUUCUCUGGAGCGUCAACUGCUGUUUAUGUGUACAUCUAUUCCAUUUACUAUUUCCUCUUCAAAACCAAAAUGUUUGGUCUUUUCCAGACAGCUUUCUACUUCAGCUAUAUGGCCUUCUUCUGUUUCGCCCUGGGUUGCAUGUGCGGUAAGCGGCUAGAUGAUGUUUCCUUUGACAAUUUUGAGGUCAUGUUGUGGAAAUCCAUCUGUGCAUAUUAA
Messenger RNA from Rodentolepis nana, 2028 nucleotides. Lineage: Eukaryota; Metazoa; Platyhelminthes; Cestoda; Cyclophyllidea; Hymenolepididae. The record is from the annotation of a GenBank genome assembly.